Molecule: messenger RNA, 851 nt
Organism: Dendroctonus ponderosae (mountain pine beetle)
Lineage: Eukaryota; Metazoa; Arthropoda; Insecta; Coleoptera; Curculionidae
Biological process (GO): protein processing
Cellular component (GO): plasma membrane
Molecular function (GO): metalloendopeptidase activity
Source: RefSeq, a predicted model, not a curated record
GAAUGCGAUUAAUUUUCAGUACUUGGAGGUUAUUCGCGGUGGCCACAAUUAUCCUGAAGGAAUGUCCAUAUUUGUCAGGUUGGCUGUGACGCGAUUGCAGCCAAAUACUGGCUCAAGCUAAGCCGGAGCCUGAGUAUCUGAAGCUUUCCGAAAAUCAAUUUUGCUUCAAAGAAUCGCAAUAUUAUUUUCCCAAGGUUGCUGAAGCAGCGUACAUUCGCAACAUGAUCACUGUGGCAAAAGCUUCAAGGGUGUUCAAUAUCAUCAGAGAUGUUUGGAAACAGAUCAGUGCCGGUCUACGGUUAAGAUCAGACAUCUCAGAGCUAUUGAGAGACAAAUUAGCAACCCACAUAGCACGAUUACACUAUAAUGUUGGAUGGGAUAUUACGAGCUUUGACAAACGUGUAGCGGAACUCGUUUUGAAUUAUUGGAAGAUUGAAAGCGAUUCCAAUGAUACAAUGGAAAUGCGGCGCCACUUCGACAAAGCUCUUCUCUUAAGGGAGUUCCAGGAGGCGAUAAUGCUUAUGAACGGUGAUACGCCGUUGUCUCACAGACAUCAGAUGUCAGCCAGACCGGACGUUUUCUUCGAUAUAAAGCCACGAGACUUUAAUGUUUUGGCGUCGCUUCUAACUGAACCGAUUAUGACUUCGAGCAACGAAACAAUGUUUCUCGAAUACGCCACAUUGGGUUCAAUGGUGGGAAAGGUGCUGAUAAAUACCAUUAAUAAAUUGGUGAAAUCAUUGGAACAUACAACGUUUAAGGAGCAAAUAUGGAACUUUAUGACGGACCAGCAGGAUUGCAUUGGUCGCAAAGCUAGAUGGUUCCUUGAGGGGCUAUCCUAUCCAAACGUUCCA